Messenger RNA from Phymastichus coffea, 1871 nucleotides. RefSeq names its product tyrosine-protein kinase Btk29A (gene Btk29A). Gene Ontology annotation, biological process: peptidyl-tyrosine autophosphorylation. The transcript has 12 exons. Bases 440 to 1834 code for a protein of 464 amino acids. NCBI's taxonomy places the organism in Eukaryota, Metazoa, Arthropoda, Insecta, Hymenoptera, Eulophidae. The record is from RefSeq and is a predicted model, not a curated record. Gene Ontology annotation, molecular function: protein binding; non-membrane spanning protein tyrosine kinase activity; ATP binding.
UCGCUCGUCGAAUCGGCGAAGUUCGUCAAUGUGUUUUAGGCGAUCAGUUAUUCAGUGAUGUCGACUCGAACGAACUGUCAGUGUGAAUUCGAUCGAUUGUAUACAAAAAUCGUAUAAAUUGUCGUGAAAAGGUCGCGUAUUUUCGGAGACUGGAUUUGCGACGAGAAGCCACGCGUGGGCGUUCACCGGCCGGCGUCGUUGUCGAUGCAGCAGCGCGCCGCUAUGUAGGCAACUUGCACUCUUCUCGAGCGAUGAGUCGUUUAGGCUGAAUUGAAUUACGCGUCGUAUCGUAUAUCUGCAACUUACAAAAAAGGGGAGCCAAAUGCGCUCUCGACAACGCCCAAGCCAACAGCUGUACGCCCUAACCAAGCUCAAGGGAUGCUGCUGUCGGCGUCGAUAAAUUUGGCCGCCUUAGCGACCAACACCUUCCACUCCAGUGAUGCCGGGUGGAACGCCAGGGACGCCUUCAUCCAAAGCGAAGGAGAAGCUGAUGAUACGCAACAAAGUAGUCGUCGCUCUAUAUCCUUUCCGAGCUAUCGAAGGUGGCGAUCUGUCUCUCGAGAAGGGAGCAGAGUAUGAGGUGCUCGAUGAUUCACAGGAACACUGGUGGAAAGUCAAAGAUGAGCACGGAUCAAUCGGCUACAUUCCCAGCAAUUACGUGAAAGAGAAAGAGCUGCUCGGUUUACAAAAAUAUGAGUGGUACGUGGGAGAUAUGUCAAGGCAACGCGCUGAAUCUCUUCUCAAGCAAGAAGAUAAGGAAGGCUGCUUUGUUGUUCGUAAUUCAUCUACAAAGGGCAUGUAUACCUUGUCCCUCUACACAAAAGUCCCUCACCCUCACGUGAAACAUUAUCACAUCAAGCAGAAUCAGCGAGGUGAAUUCUACCUCUCGGAGAAACAUUGUUGCGGCUCGAUUCCAGACCUCGUUAAUUACCACCGUCACAACAGCGGCGGACUGGCUAGCAGACUUAAGGCCAGUCCAUGUGAUCGUCCCGUUCCACCGACUGCCGGCCUUAGCCAUGAUAAAUGGGAAAUCGAUCCAGCAGAGCUGCACUUGCUGGAAGAGCUUGGAUCUGGUCAAUUUGGCGUAGUGCGUCGAGGAAAAUGGCGUGGCUCUAUCGACGUCGCCGUGAAGAUGAUGAAGGAGGGCACCAUGUCCGAGGAUGAUUUUAUCGAAGAAGCUAAAGUCAUGACGAAAUUGCAACAUCAGAAUCUAGUUCAGCUGUACGGUGUGUGCAGUAAAGAUAGGCCUAUCUACAUUGUAACAGAGUACAUGCGUCACGGAUCUCUACUGAACUACCUCCGUCGUCAUGAAGCUACACUUGGAUCGAACGUGGGACUGCUUUUAGAUAUGUGCAUACAGGUUUGCAAAGGAAUGGCGUAUCUGGAAAGGCAUAAUUAUAUUCACAGGGAUUUAGCUGCUCGCAAUUGUCUCGUUGGCUCAGAAAAUGUCGUCAAAGUAGCAGAUUUCGGUCUAGCUAGGUAUGUAUUGGACGAUCAAUAUACCAGCAGCGGUGGAACGAAGUUUCCAAUAAAAUGGGCUCCUCCCGAGGUCUUGAAUUACACCCGAUUCAGCUCAAAAUCCGAUGUUUGGGCUUAUGGAGUACUCAUGUGGGAAGUAUUCACAUGUGGUAAGAUGCCGUACGGACGUCUAAAGAAUACCGAAGUCGUCGAGCGUGUUCAACGUGGAAUUAUUCUGGAGAAACCGAAGGCUUGCUUCAAAGAGGUUUACGAGGUGAUGAGGAAAUGCUGGGCCCACUGCCCAGAAGUCAGACCGUCUUUCCGUGCGUUAAAAGAUCAGCUGCUCAACGUAUCUCAAGGUCUGCUCAAUGAUUGACUCAGUCUCCUGCGGUGCUUACGUUUUUCCUCGCCGA